AUGUUCCAGAGCGUGAAAGUGAUUGGGCGGUAUCUGUUUGGGGACCGGCUUGGCGACGGCGCAUAUGGGAAGGUCAAGGAAGCGCUCGAUAUCAUCACCCUCCAACGAUACGCCGUCAAGAUCAUGAAGAACCGCCGCAUUCGCAAGAUCAUGUACGGGCAGGAAAAUGUGCGCCGCGAAAUUCAAAUUCUGCGCAAGCUGAACCAUCCCAACGUGACACGCCUGCACGACGUGCUGUACAACCACGCAAAGGAGAAGAUCUACAUGGUGCUGGAGUAUUGUCACAGCAAUUUGCAGGAUAUGCUCAAGGCCGCGCCGCAGGAACGCCUUCCGCUCUGGCAGGCGCAGCACUACCUCGUGCAAUUACUUGACGCCACAGCUUACAUCCACUCACAGGGCGUGAUUCACCGGGACAUCAAGCCAAGCAACAUUCUGAUUAAAAGCGGGCAUCGCUUGAAGUUGAGCGAUUUCGGUGUCGCUGAUCUCCUUGACAUGUUCACGGAUGGAUAUGAGUGCACGCGCAGCUCUGGCACACACGUCUUUCAGUCGCCGGAAUUGGCAGCCGGCGCAACCACAUUCGAUGGCGUGAAAGUGGAUGUGUGGGCAAUUGGGGUGACGCUGUGGAACAUGGUGACAGGGUCAUAUCCGUUCUUCGACGACAACGUCAUUGACCUGUUCACGUCCAUCGCAAAAUGCGAGUACACAAUGCCGGACCACCUGCCGCCGUCAUUACGCAACUUCAUCGCGCGAACACUCACACGCGACCCGAAACAUCGCGCCACCGUCUGGGACCUGCAAGAGCACCCCUGGUGCCGCUGUGAACUCCAGCGCGAUGCAGAUCCCGUCGAACUCGUCGCAAAGGCAUCCACGGUGUUCCCGUAUCUUGAGGCGAUGUACGAGGACACGCCGCUCAGCGACCAGGGCGACGUGGAUGAGGCCGGAUUUGUGUCACCGGACAUGAUUGCCGUCAGUCGGCGGUCCUCCUUUGGGCACACGUCCCCGCUCAUCCGCUCGCGCUCCCGCAGCCGCGCCUCCAACGUCUCCCCGCCGUCCAGCAGCCCGCAGUCGGACCGGGGCGAUCGCGCCUCCCGCGGCGGCCAGGGCACCCUGCGGCGGCUGUGGAAUUCGCUGUUUGGCAGCGAGCGCAGCACGUCGCGCGAGCGCAGCGCGGGGCGCGGCAACAGCGCAGGCAGCAACAUCAGCAGCGGGGCUGUCAGCAUCGCCAGCGGUGGCGGUGGCGGUAACGGCGGGCGGUGGAAGCCAAACUCGAUGGGCCAGCUCGCGGUGUCUGCCAUCUCAGAGGAACAGGAGGGCGAGGACGAAGACCAGCACCAGCACCAGCACCAGCAGCGACAACCGGCGCGGAGUGCAAGCACGGAGGAUUUGAAUGAGUCGCGGCGUGGAUCCGUGCGCAGUGGACACGAUGAUGCCACAGAGAGGGGACGGUCGCACUCAUCCACCAUCACCCGCAACCCAGAUGCCUUCCUCUAA
Molecule: messenger RNA, 1491 nt
Organism: Salpingoeca rosetta
Lineage: Eukaryota; Choanoflagellata; Craspedida; Salpingoecidae
Product: CAMK/CAMKL/LKB protein kinase
Exons: 13
Coding region: 1-1491 (496 amino acids)
Biological process (GO): glucose homeostasis; protein phosphorylation; mitotic cell cycle
Cellular component (GO): spindle pole; centrosome; cytoplasm
Molecular function (GO): protein serine/threonine kinase activity; protein kinase activator activity; ATP binding
Source: RefSeq, a predicted model, not a curated record